This is a messenger RNA of Drosophila hydei, 1064 nucleotides long. RefSeq names its product protein spitz. The coding region runs from base 232 to 876 and encodes 214 amino acids. The transcript is spliced from 2 exons. The record is from RefSeq and is a predicted model, not a curated record. Gene Ontology annotation, biological process: epidermal growth factor receptor signaling pathway. NCBI's taxonomy places the organism in Eukaryota, Metazoa, Arthropoda, Insecta, Diptera, Drosophilidae. Gene Ontology annotation, molecular function: epidermal growth factor receptor binding; receptor ligand activity.
GGCAAAUCAAUAAAUACAUUCGUUGAGAGCGAACGCGCUGCGCAAAAGUGAAAAUCUAUUCAACGAACGCAUAAAAAAGACAGCGCACCAAAAAAAAACAAAGAUCAAAACAAAACAAAAAAAGCAAAAACACAAGACACACAAAAUCGUUUGCCACUCACCUGCCUCUCGCCCAUUUGCAAUACUUCUCGCCAUGCGCCGCCGCCUACUGCAAAACUUGUAGAACUCAAGAUGAAAGCCAGUACGCUGCUUACCUUUUCUGCUGUGCUCUGCGCCUGCCUCUCGCUGAGCGCCGCCUGCUCCUCGCGUGCCAUAGCCAAGCCUCGCCCGGAGGCAACGUCGACAUCGCCUCCGCCCGAUAAUGUCAUCGCACUGACCACCACAUCGAGGCCGAAUAUCACGUUUCCCAUCUACAGCUGCCCGCCCACAUAUGCCGCCUGGUAUUGCCUAAAUGAUGCCACCUGCUUCACCGUGGAGAUUCACAAUGAGAUUCUGUACAAUUGCGAAUGUGCGCUGGGUUUCAUGGGGCCACGCUGCGAGUACAAGGAGAUCGAUGGCUCCUAUCUGCCCACACGCAAUCGCGUAAUGCUGGAGAAAGCGAGCAUUGUGAGUGGAGCUACGCUCGCCGUCAUCUUCAUGGCCAUUUGCUGUGUGGUGCUCUAUUUGCGACACGAGAAGCUGACCAAACAGAAGCUGCACAGCAACGGGAAUGAUGUCGGCGAUCUGGGCUUCGAGAAUGCGGGUGUUGAUCAAGUGGAUGGCUUUAAGUCAUUGCGCAUAGCGCGUCGUCCCUUUGGACCGCACCAUUGUCGUAUCGUCACAUUGGAGGAGGCCUAUCGCCAGUCAGCUGCCAGCCAUGAGCGAGCCAGGCACUAACUACUAAUCUUUAAAAUUGUUUAACUGUUUUCUUUUUUAUUAUAUAUAACUGAUUUAUAUCUUUAAUUAAGCGAUUCCAUCGAAGUGCCUAUCGAUUAUGCAGCUAAGGCAAUAAGUAUUAUUAACUGAAAUGCAAUGCAAUGCAAUUUUGGCAGCUAGCCGCCCAUUUAAUAAUAAUACUAAUUUAA